Molecule: messenger RNA, 3419 nt
Organism: Elgaria multicarinata webbii
Lineage: Eukaryota; Metazoa; Chordata; Lepidosauria; Squamata; Anguidae
Gene: PRCC
Product: proline rich mitotic checkpoint control factor
Exons: 7
Coding region: 409-1965 (518 amino acids)
Cellular component (GO): nucleus
Source: RefSeq, a predicted model, not a curated record
GGAGGUGGUGAAGAAGGCGGGAGCGGCCCAAAACUCUGCUUCCCAGAAGCCUUCGCUCGGCAGGAUGCCGGCCGGCCAAUGGCAGCUUCCGGCGCGGCGGCUUCUGGGAGUUGUCGUUUCCUUGCCGUGCUUUUGCGCUGAGGAAGGAGGGGGAGGGAGAAGUUCCCCCUUCUGCUUCCACGGUGGCCGCCAUUACCCGAGGCCGAGGGCGGGCGGGCGUAAGCGGCCUUGUGACGGGGAGCGGCAGCGGGAGCCCGUCCCGCUCGGGCCUCCUUGGCCUGCCUUCCGGCGGGCGGCGGCGUUGCCAUGACGACCGCUGCGGCCUAGCGGGCUUCACGCUCAAGGAGCGCGGCCUAGUGCGGCGGGCGCAGCCUCGGCCUCGCGUAACACCAGCCUCGGCCCGGCGCCAUGUCUUUGGUGGCCUACGCCAGUAGCGAGGAGGAGGAGGCGGCGAGUGACGCAGCCGAGGAAGAAGAUGAAGAAGAGGAGGAGGAGGAGGAGGAAGAAGAAGAAGAGCCGGACGAGGACGCAGGAGGGGAGUCGGGCAGGCGAGGAGGAGGAGGAGGGGGGCGAGGGCUCUUCUCCGCCCUGCCGCCGCCCAAGGCCGGCUUCGCCUCGGCCCUGCCGCCGCUCAAGGCGGGCUUUCCUCCCCCCCUGGCCCCGUCGCCGCCGCCGCCGCCUCCCGGCGAGGCCUCUCGGCUCGGGGCCCUCCUGCCGCCUCCCCUCCUCGCUCCCCUUCCCUCUGCUGCCCACCGGCACGCCGCCGCCUUCCCGCCUCCGCCUCCUCCCGCCGCCACCCCGUCCGAGCCCGGCCUCCCCUCCAAGCCCAAGAAGAGGACGCAGCCCGUCCGGAUCGCCGCGCCUCAGCUGCCCUCGGGGGACUCGGACUCGGAGGAAGAUGAGCCGGCGAAGAAGCAGCUUGCCUUCCAGGGCCACAGCGAGGGGUCUGGAUUGUCUGCUCUGCUUCCUCAGCCCAAAAACUUGACUGUGAAAGAGACAAACCGGCGGCUCCUGCCCUACGCUUUCUCCAGGAAAGCAGCUGAGAGCGCCCCGGAGGCCAAAGGCCCGGCAGCUGCUGCGGCGACUGCCUCCAAGCCAAAGCCAGCGCUCAAGGCCGCCUCUGCCGUGACGACCACUCCUUCCCCAUCCGCCAUCAAGGCAGCGGCCAAGAGCGCCGCCCUGCAGGUGACUAAGCAGAUCACCCAGGAGGAGAACGACAGCGACGAGGAGGUGACCCCCGAGAACUACUUCUCUUUGCCCAGUCGGAGCGAGCCGCCGCCGCCCCCCCGGAGCCCCGAGGGUUACAUGUUCUCUGGCCCGGUGCUGCUGGACGACCUGCCCCCCGGGACAGAGCCGGGGCCUGAGCCCGAAGGCCAGGACGCUGCCACCGCCAAUGCCCCGCUGGAAUUCAAGACGGCACCAGGUUCGAGCUCUGCUCCGCAUGGCUGGGCACCGAAGCCCGGGGAAGACUACGGAAGCCAGCCCUACUCUCCGUAUCCUGGCUACAGCAACGCGGGCGGCACCGGUGCUUAUUACCAGCAGGAAUACUACGGCAGCGGCGGUAGCGGCUACUACCAGGAAAGCGACCUGGCACUGGGGCCGCCCCAGGGGAUGAGCAGCGAUGCUGCCGCUGCCCCUGCCACGGCCUCCUUCAUGGACGAUGAAGCGUUCAAGCGUCUCCAAGGCAAGCGGAACCGUGGGCGGGAGGAGAUCAACUUUGUGGAGAUCAAGGGGGACGACCAGCUAAGCGGCGCACAGCAAUGGCUGACCAAGUCCUUGACGGAGGAGCAGAACAUGAAGUCAUUCAGCAAGAAAAAGGGGGAGCAGCCCACAGGGCAGCAGCGGAGGAAACACCAGAUCACGUACCUGAUUCACCAGGCGAAAGAACGAGAGCUGGAGCUGAAGAACACCUGGGCUGAAAAUAAGCUCAGUAGGCGUCAGACGCAGGCAAAGUAUGGCUUUUAGGGCCCCUCCUCUCCCUCCUCCUGCCCCUGUGGCUGGCCAGCCUAGGCAGUCUGCAAGGCCCCAGCCCCUGUGGGGCACAGAGAGGCGGCAGUGGCAGUGUUGACACUCAGCUCGGAGCGGUCUGUCUGGGCGUAGCCAACGCUGCUGGCUUGGCGAGGGGUGUUUGGCAGGGCGCAGCUGGAGGAGGCCGAGGGACCCGUCCUGCUCAAGUCCGUGAACGUGGCACCCUGUGGGCCCACCGCCUGGCCUGGCUCUCCUCUGACGCUUUCCCUUCCCGGUAGCCACCAGAACCCGGAUGACGCCUGACUCGGGCUGGACGCCAGCGUUGCUCCCUGCCUCCUGCCCCCCCUGGAACUGUCCGUCUGGUUUGGGGCGGGAGGCGCCGCUUGAUAGUCCAGGCAGCCCCAGCUUCCCUGGUCGUGGCAAUUCUCCUUUGGGUGGGGGCAGGCAUUGCCCCGAGUGCUCUGGCUAGUUGCUCCCUGUUCCCAGUUCUUUUGAAGCAUUUGUGUCUCUGUGUGUUCCAUCCCGUGCCUCUCUUCUCCUCCCUGCCCCCCCACGCCCCAUAUCGAGGAAAGUUCUCGUUUUCAUGGAUUAGUGGCGGCGGCAGCUCCGUUCUCGUCUGAAAGCUGUUUGGACGGCAUCCCUGGUCUCCAUUCCUAAACAACAGUGUUCAGGAUUUCAGUGCAAAAUGCUACUGGAAGUUAACCUACGUGUCCCCCUCACCCUCUCCGCCCCCCACCCUGCCCCCCGUGAAGCCAUAAGGACCCAGCACUGUUCAGAAGACUUGGGUUGAGCGCUUGUGGAAUCCAUGUGCUUCCAGGAGACCCAUUGCUGCGCAGGCUGUUGCAGCUGACGGCGAACGGAUCUUGGCCCAACUUUGGCAGCCCCUUUGCUCUACCCUUCCAACCAAAAAGCAAAAGUUGCCUCGCCUGUGAAUUUACCUUUCUUGGCUCAAAUUGGAGUGUCUCUAAAGGGGGGGGAGACGUCCCCCCUUGUAACUGUGUUGUGUUUCCUCUGUAGCCGCUCCCCCCACCCUUCCAAUUCAGUAUGAGAGGGGCCUCCCCGAGGGAAGCACAGGCUGGAGCUAGGGGACCCUCCCGUGCCCCCCCCGAAAGCCCCCUCGGCCUGCCCUCCUGCUCACAUGUCCCGUUCCCCCCCCCCCCCCCUUGGGUUGCUGUUCUCACCACGGUUCAGAUUGCAGCCGUCUCUUUUUGGAGGAUGCCACCCUUGCUGCAAAGUUGAUGGGUGAAUUGUGUCUGUAUUUAGGGUUGGUUUUUUGUUUUGUUUUUCUAAAUCUAGUUUAUUUCCCUGGAUAUUUUAGUACUUAGGAAAGCCUCCUCUUCUUCUUUGGAAUAUUCCAAAAUAAAGCUCUCAUUCAGUAAUUUAUUCGCAUUUUAUGAAAUUGUCUGGAACGAGAUUUUAUAAAGGAAUAAAACUUUUAAAUGAACUUGUAA